AGACAAUAUGAGCUUUAAACAGCCACAUCACCUUCAAAAGUUAGAUGCAAAGAUAAGCGGGAGCGUAGUUUAAAAGGAGUGGCAUACUCUGAGUGAGACACUCCUCGCUGCAGUCGUCCAGCUCACCCUCACAGCCAACAUGACCUUCGACGGCAACUGGAAAAUUGAUCGCAAUGAUAACUAUGAGAAAUUCAUGCAAGAAAUGGGAAUAAACGUGGUGAAGAGGAAGCUGGCUGCUCAUGACAACCUCAAGGUAAACAUCGCACAGGCUGGAGACACAUUUCAUGUCGAAGAGAGCAGCAAAUUCCGCAAUCUGAAAAUAGACUUCACCCUGGGUGUUACCUUUGAGUACAGCCUUGCAGAUGGAACAGAACUAUCAGGCUCUUGGACCAUGGAGGGAGACGUGUUGAAGGGGAUCUUCAAUAGGAAGGACAACGGAAAGACACUGACAACAACCAGAAUUGUCCAAGGAGAUGAACUUAUCCAGAGCUACAACUAUGAAGGUGUGGAUGCAAAGAGGAUUUUCAAGAGAGCUUAGACCAAAAUGAUGAGCAAAACCUUAAAGAGAAAUGUUUGACUUGAAGAUUACAUACAGUAUUGUGUUGAAUUAUCGACAAUGUAUACCAACAUAACCUGUAAAAAGUGGGCUAGCCUACACCCAUAGAAUAUAUGAAACAGAUUUCAAUUACUCUCGAUUUUGAUAGCUUCAGUAAUAAAACCACACUGUCACUGAC
Molecule: messenger RNA, 734 nt
Organism: Pseudoliparis swirei
Lineage: Eukaryota; Metazoa; Chordata; Actinopteri; Perciformes; Liparidae
Product: fatty acid-binding protein, intestinal-like
Exons: 4
Coding region: 140-538 (132 amino acids)
Biological process (GO): fatty acid transport
Cellular component (GO): cytosol; nucleus
Molecular function (GO): fatty acid binding
Source: RefSeq, a predicted model, not a curated record